UAUGCUGAACUGAAUUAACUACUUGCGGUUCACAUAAGUUUAUUGCCUUUGCCGGAGACUUCAAUAGGCGAUUUAGGAGCCUCAGAUCUCCUUUUUUAUUUGGGGGAUUUGUAUAGUCCAUCCGCGCCAGGAUGCUUGCUUUAAUUGUAGGACUUUUGUAUUUAGCCAGCGGGCGCACUGUGCGCAGCCAAGAUGCCACAGGUAGCCGCUUCGUGUGCAACGCCAUUCCUCCGGGCGCAGAGCCCGGCUGCGGGUCCGGGCCCGCGGGGAACCGCGUCCAGAGCAGCGGCCCCGUGGAGGACGAGCUGCGCAACACCAUCAUCCAGCUCCGGGAAACCAUCCUGCAGCAGAAGGAGACCAUCGUGAGCCAUCAGGGGACCAUUAAAGAGCUCAACUCCAAGCUGGCGCGCUGCGAGUCGGCGGCCGACGAGGUGUCGCAGGGCAAGUCCCGGGGUCAGGGCUCCAGACGGAAGGAGUACGGGAAGAACACCAUGGGGGACUUGCCCCGGGACCCCGGCGAGACCAUCAGCCAGCUGGGCAAGACCAUGCAGACCCUCAAGGGUCGGCUGGAGAACUUGGAGCAGCAGAGUUUGCGACUCCCCAGCACGAACAUUUCAGCUGGAGGAGUUGCGGCCCUUGCUCCCCUGCCACCAGAGCUUCGCGAGAUUCUGCGGCAACGUCUGGGGGCGCUGGAGACCCAGCUCCUCCGGAAGGUGGCCGAGCUGGAGGAGGAGAAGAGCCAGCUCUACAAUGAAACAGCGGCCCACCGCCAACGCACCGAGAGCGCUCUCAAUUCCCUCGUGGAGAGGAUUACAGAGCUUGAGAAAAGUAACAAUGCCUUUAAGUCACCCGAAGACUUCAAGGUGUCCCUCCCUCUUCGGACCAACUAUCUGUAUGGACGCAUCAAGAAGAGCCUCCCAGAGAUGUAUGCAUUCACUGUUUGUAUGUGGCUCAAGUCCAGCGCCAGUCCUGGCAUAGGAACCCCUUUCUCCUACGGUGUCCCAGGCCAGGCCAACGAGAUAGUCCUCAUCGAAUGGGGAAACAACCCCAUUGAACUACUAGUCAAUGAUAAGGUGGCCCAGCUUCCCCUCUCAGUGAGCGAUGGGCGAUGGCACCACAUCUGCAUCACCUGGACGACUAGAGACGGCUUCUGGGAGGCUUACCAGGAUGGCGAGCGUCUGGGCACAGGGGACAACCUGGCCCCCUGGCACCCAAUUAAACCUGGCGGGGUAAUCAUCCUGGGCCAGGAGCAGGACGUCGUCGGAGGCCGUUUUGAUGCCACACAAGCCUUUGUGGGCGAGCUCAGCCAGUUCAACAUGUGGGACAGAGUGCUGCGGCCUGUGGACAUCAUGGGUCUGGCCAACUGCUCGGCAUACAUGCCCGGAAAUGUGGUUCCUUGGAUUGAUGCCAACGUGGAAGUGUUUGGUGGUGCAAGCAAGGCUGCUCUGGAAAUCUGUGAAGACCGUGCUUUUGAUUCGUAAAAGUAUGGAUAUAUGGGAUGCAGUAUGGCCGCAGGGAUGCAGAAGUUUGAGACUGUUUGAUGCUUCUGUCAAAUCCCAAAGGCACGAGUAGCAGUGCACUAUCUUUGCAUAUUUAUGUGUUCUGACUGCGUAGUCUCGAAGACUGUGUUUAUUGGAUUUUGAAGUUCACGUUUCCAUUCAGUUUGAACCCCGAAGACUUUCCAGAAGACUUCCGAUAAGCUCGCUCGUCUGAGGAAGAUACUGUAUGCUCUCGAAUCCGUCUGCUGCAUUGAUACGACAUGCUGUCAACCUGUGUUUCUUUUAUUCAGCAGUUCAGCUGUCAUUUGACCCUUUGAAAACAGCUAUCCUUGGUUGCAUUUUCUAAUAAUGACAUUGCUGCUCUGUAGUCCUUCUUACUGUGAGCUCAAACAGGCUUUGAUGUGCUGUAGAAGACUGUGGUCGAGCACUACAUGCUGGGUGUGUCUUUGCAAGACACCAAAGGCAGCCUGCGGUGACAAAGAGGUGGAUGAGAGGUGUGGACAACAUCGGUCCCGACUGUCAAUCACUUUGAGGCAUCUAAAACGUGGCAGGCUGUCUAAAUAUUGUGCAUGAGCUUGAGCACCGAACUCAGAUCGGUUCACAAGUGGCAGAGCAUGCUUUCUGUCAAUAUGCAGAGUUAAGUGUGUUGCGUCAAAGCAAGCCAAUGCCGCGUGCUGACAACAUUACGUAAGACCGUGUGUGUACGUUCCCGUGGGUAUUGCUUGUCUUGCGUGCAAAAAGACCAGAGAUUAUGAGGGAGGGAGGACAUUUUCAUUCUUGUAAAUCUAUGCUUAAUACCUCACUGCCCCUUGAGCAGCUGCCAUGUCCCAAACAGCUUUACGGACUGGCUGCUUCCGCUCAGGUUAAUAGCAAUGUCGGACAUCUGCCCAGCGCUGGCGAAUCAGCAGAGCCGGUGACGUCAGCUGGACGCUCAGCGAGCGCAGGGGCUGGGUCUCACCCUCAAGGACAAUCCCUAGUCUCUCUCGUGGGUAAUUAUUAACCGUGUUUAUGAACGAGGGCGGCAAUAAGCAGCACUGAACUGCAGAUAUUUCUCUAAAUUAAGUGUGUCAUCACUCAUAAAAUAUUGAGAUGUCGAGGCACAGUCAGAUGAGACAUUAUGAAUGUUGCUAUCAGACAGACUUUGGUCUUAAUUGCCUCGUAUUGGACAAGAGAAAAGGUUUUGAUUCAUGGAUGUGACAUAUUUUUUUAAAUGUAGGGAAAUGGUGCAUUUUGGCACCAAUGGCGGGAUAAAACCGAAGACAUCACCGCUUAAAUGGAGUCUGUUAUUAAUGCUGGGGUAGAUAUCUGUGUCUGUGUUUUUCUUUUUUAGUUUCUCUCACGAGGAAACAAAUGUAAGGGAGGUGACAAAGAGAUAAACUUUGAUAUCAUCUCCAGAUUUAGUUUUUUUUCACCUUUGUGGACUUUCUGAGUAAACAUUAGUUUCUGUUCAACCUUGAAAAUAAAAAUAACAGAAGUCAUGAUGCAGUAGGUUACUGGACAGCGCAGAAUGUCAGAAAAAUACAUGCAUUAUGUGAUGUGUACCCACAGCGAUAUAAGGAUUUGUUAACAUUUUGUGAUUGUUCCUCUCUUGAGCGUCUCUGUUAACAAUAUUUUCAUGUGAAAUUCAGAGAUUUCCUUCUUGUAGAAAGUGUAUUUUUCUUGCUUUUUCUGCUCAUGAUUUUUGUCCAUUAGCAGCACAUUAUUUAAAAAAAAAAAAAACUUACUAAAAUGAUUUGUUUCAAUGGUAAAUGGCCUUGUGUGAGAACCAUAUGUGCUUUUGCUUGUGGACUUUUUGUCAGCUUUUUGUAGCACAGCUCCCUGUAAGCACUGAUAACAAGGGAUGCGAGAGAAGUCAAAAUGUGUUUAAACUGCUCCAUCAUGCGCUCUGACAGCUUAAGCUUCCCACUUUUCUGCCUCAGAAAACAGAAAAAAAGACAAUGAAUGCCCUUUUACGCUGAAUGAAAGAGGCGACAAGAUCCAGAGAUGUGACGUCACAGCAACGUCAUGAUACGGUGAAUAACUGAACAGCUGUUUGAACAGUUGAAGCAUGUUUUAUUAAAUGAUCGUUGCACUGCAUUCAUGAUGAAGUCAGAGUGAAUUGUAACCUUUGCCAAGGUCACAGAGCAUUUUUCAUGAAUUUUAUUUUUAUUUAGUUUUUAUUUCCAGCUGGCGGGCAUGUCAGUUCUAGUAGGACUAUCUAUAAUAAACGUGGCUAUAUACGUUCUGUAAUCUGGACAAUGGAACGUUGUCAACAGUGAAAAAAAAAAAAAAAAAAAAUCCUCUGGACUGGCUGACUUCCAGGUGGAAAUGAAAAAAUCUGCCCGCGCGGAUUAUGGAGAGCAGCUUCAAUGUAGGACAGUGUGAGUCUUCUUCGCUCUCCUUUAUUCUGUGUUGAUGCUUUUGCCAGUGUGACGGUGCUGAUGCAGUACGGGGUCCCCAUUUUGUAACAGAACAACAAACCGAGGCCAUCCAUAAACAGUUUGAAACAUGUAAUUUGUGGUUUAUUAUAUCUGUAAUUUCAAUCUUUCUUUUUCAGAAGGCAGAAUAGGGGAGCAUUUUUUCUGUGUCUCUAAUAUUAAUUUUCAUGGCAUCGCUGCUGCAACACUGCACACUCGGAUGUUCUUAAAUGUUAAAUACAGAUUAAUUAUGAAUUCUAACUUGCUUUAAAUAAAAGAUAAACACUCUAGUUUGUGUAAAACUAGCAUUGCAGAUUGUUUUGUUUUUUGUUUCCUAGACGUCCAUAUGAAACACAAGUACAGCCGUUGGCAACAGAAUCAUCGUCAGCGUGUUUGUCCUAAACAAAUCCUUUCCCCUCUAAAUGUUGAGAAGGAAAUUAUCAUCAAAAUAAUACCUUUCAUGUAGUUCUUAAUGGUAACAUUCAGCGGGUUUACACAUAAAUAUCUUUACCAUGGUGACUACUGUUGCACAUGUGACAGCACAUCAAAUAAAGUGUUAGUGAAUGAGUCCUUUGCACAGUAGAAACAAGGCUUGGACAAGGGGAGGAUACUGUCCAGAAUAAAUGUGCAUCACAUUGGAUUUUUUUUCCCCAUUAUUUUUCAUGCUUUAGCUUUCAGUAUGUAGGAUUGAGAGGAUUUUUUGCAGGCAAUCCAACUUAAUGUUAAUGACAUUGUACAUACUGUAUGCUUGUACAAGUUAAGAAUCACAUGAAAAUAGUAAUUGAAAAAAGAAACUUGAUUUCAAGCCUUAAAUUGCCCCUCAGCUAAUUUUGGAAUAUGUUUCAGGUCUAAAAAACAGGAAAAUAUGAGCACAUGAAAGAAGUUGACAAG
Cololabis saira (Pacific saury) is the source of this 4786-nucleotide messenger RNA. RefSeq names its product neuronal pentraxin 2a (gene nptx2a). The transcript is spliced from 5 exons. The coding region runs from base 132 to 1481 and encodes 449 amino acids. The record is from RefSeq and is a predicted model, not a curated record. NCBI's taxonomy places the organism in Eukaryota, Metazoa, Chordata, Actinopteri, Beloniformes, Belonidae.